AUGAUUAAUCAUAUUCUAGAAAUAAUAAAAAAUGAAGACACUUUUAAUUUAUUUUCUAAUUCUGUGUCUCCUAGUAUUUACGAUAUUAAUAAACUUAAAAUUAAAACACUUCCAAACAUUAAGAAUUUUUUACUUACAUUUUUUAAGAAUGUAAAAAAUAAUUAUCCACUAGAUUCGUUGUACUGGAAUGAGGCCACGAAAUUUGAACAAUUUAUUUUUAGACUUUUUAAAGAAAUUGAAGAUGUAAAGCAGGAAAGUAAUGGAGAUGAUAACAUUAUAGAGAUGUACGUAGAGAGUAUAAUGGGAUUUACAGAAGACAUUGAUGUACAUAAAAUCAAUGAGCAGAUUUCUUACAUUAUUUCUUAA
Molecule: messenger RNA, 366 nt
Organism: Vairimorpha ceranae
Lineage: Eukaryota; Fungi; Microsporidia; Nosematidae
Exons: 1
Coding region: 1-366 (121 amino acids)
Source: RefSeq, a predicted model, not a curated record